This is a messenger RNA of Erythranthe guttata (spotted monkey flower), 2125 nucleotides long. RefSeq names its product polygalacturonase 1 beta-like protein 2. Lineage: Eukaryota; Viridiplantae; Streptophyta; Magnoliopsida; Lamiales; Phrymaceae. The record is from RefSeq and is a predicted model, not a curated record.
CUUACCAAAGAACCAAUCCACCAACUUUCUCACUCCUCUCUUUCUCUCUCUAAAAAAUGCUCCUCCUCCUCCUCUUCGCCACCUUGCACUAUGCUCCAUCUUUUAACGUGGCGUUGGGCGUAGCCGGAGAAAACCCGUUCACUCCGAAGGCCUAUCUGAUCCGUUACUGGAACAAACAAAUCUCCAACAACUUCCCCAAGCCGUCGUUCUUGUUUGACAAAGCUUCGCCGCUAACCGCCGCCCAAUCCGCCGCCUUUUACAAACUAGCCGCCACCGAUCGCAACUCCCUCUCCGCCAAUCUCUCCGAUUUCUGCAACAAAGCCAAUCUCCUCUGCUUCCCCGAUUUAUCUCCAAGCCUCGAAAAACACAACGACAACGUCAACUUCACCUCGUACCUCCUCGACGGCCAGAAUUUCACCAACUACGGCACCGGCAGGCUCGGCGGAGCUGACUCUUUCAAGAACUACUCCGACGGAGGCAACGUCGUCACCAACAACUUCCGCCGCUACAGCCGCAACUCCACCGCCCACACCGACAAGUUUGCCGCCUACGCCACCGACACAAACGUGCCGGACGAGAGCUUCAAAGGCUAUGGCACUACUGCCGCCGCCGGCGACGGCCAGUUCACUAGCUACAACGACGAAUCAAACGUCCCAAACCUCAACUUUGCCGCCUACUCAGACAACAGCAACGGUCGGAAACAAACAUUCGCUGAGUACGCCGGCAACGCAAACCACGGCGACCAGAAAUUCACCAGCUAUGGCAAAAACGGCAACGGCGCCGCCAAUGGCUUCACCAACUACGGCAAGGGUUCUAAUGUUAUGGCCUCGAGUUUCGAGAAUUACGGAGAAACGGCAAACGGGGGCCACCACACUUUCACCUCGUACGGUGACGAUACGAAUGUCCCCGAAAAUACUUUCAGGAAUUACGGACCAGAGGAAAACGGUGCGGUCGUGAGUUUCAAGAGUUACAGAAACGAUUCCAAUACCGGACAAGACAAUUUCCAAUCCUACGGCAAGAAAUCCAACGCCGCCGAGUUGGGUUUCGAGAAUUACGGCCAGUCCUUCAAUGACGGCAGCUCGAAAUUUACCGGUUACGGCGAACAUGCAAUGGGCCAAGCCGUUGACUUUAAGGUUUAUGGUCAAGGCACCACUUUCAAACAAUACGCCAAAAAAGGCGUCACGUUUGCCAGCUACACCAACGAGAGCUCCCCCGCCGUAGUGGCUUCAUUGGCAGCCAGGGGCAAAAAAGUAAAUAAAUGGGUGGUGGAGCCGGGGAAGUUCUUUAGGGAGUCAAUGUUGAAGAGUGGUAUUGUCAUGCCUAUGCCAGACAUUCGCGACAAAUUGCCCAAAAGGUCGUUUCUACCCCGGGCAAUUAUUUCCAAAUUACCCUUUUCGACCUCCAAAAUCCGUGAAAUGGAAAAGAUUUUCCAUGCUGGCCAAGAUUCCAGCAUGGCUAAUAUACUAACAAAUACACUAAACGAGUGCGAGAGAAAACCAAGCCCCCACGAGACGAAGAGGUGCGUGGCAUCGAUCGAGGACAUGAUCGACUUUUCGACUUCCGUCCUAGGGCGGAACGUGGUGGUCCACACAACAGAGAAUACCCGAGGGUCAAAUGGUAAUAUCACAAUAGGGAAAGUCAAAGGGGUCAACGGUGGAAAAGUCACCAAGUCAGUCUCGUGUCAUCAGAGCCUAUUCCCUUACAUGCUCUACUAUUGCCACUCGGUUCCAAAAGUCCGGGUCUACGAAGCGGUUAUUCUGGAUCCGAAAUCCAGGGCCAAAAUUAAUAACGGUGUUGCCAUUUGUCAUUUGGACACCUCAUCUUGGAGCCCGGGUCAUGGAGCAUUUAUUGCAUUGGGUUCAGGACCCGGAAAGAUUGAGGUUUGCCACUGGAUCUUUGAGAACGAUAUGACUUGGACAAUAGCAGAUUAAUGGGCUCGGGUAGGAGCCCCGUUUCGUGGGAUAGUAGUAAAAUAAAAAGAGGGAAAAAUAAUUGGUGGGACACUAGAAAUCUACAAUUAGUUAGAGUUUAGACCCAUCCUCCAUUUCAAUUGAGACUAAUAUUGAAAUCUAUAGUGUAUGUAUGAAUUUGGUAAUAUUGAAAGUUAUAUACAUGAAUUGAUCAA